Molecule: messenger RNA, 1751 nt
Organism: Closterium sp. NIES-67
Lineage: Eukaryota; Viridiplantae; Streptophyta; Zygnematophyceae; Desmidiales; Closteriaceae
Source: the annotation of a GenBank genome assembly
UCGUCUCUGCAGCUCCCGAACAGCACUGAACAGUACCACUUCCUGCUGCGCUGAUCGUGUGUUCCUGAUCUCCAGUGAAGCCUUUCUUCUACUGUCCCGCACUAAGCCUAGGGCUCUAUCAAGCAGAGCCAACGCGUCUAUCACUCGUCAGAUUCGACCACUCCGUCGUACGAACCACUUGCCAUCAUGUUGCCGCGCAUAGUCUAUUCCCUCCUCCUCUCCGUCCUCUUGCUCCACUCCUUCGCGUCGUACGCCGACGCCGGCAGAAACAGCCCGCUAAACACGCUAGUAAAGAGAAUCCGAGCGCUCCCAUCCAAGUUUUUCAAGACCCGCAAUCGCGGCGUCGGAAAGGGCGGGAGGGUUUCGCGCUCCGGAAAGACGCAGUCCGCCAAUGACGAAGGGGUCGGCCCGAUCAUUUACAAUGGCGGCCCCGUUGUGACCGGCUCGCCACACGUUAACAUCUAUCUGGUUUACUACGGAAACUGGCCUAAGGGAUACGGGCAGAACAUCAUCGAGAAUUUCGUCAAGUCGCUGAGCAGCAAGAACGGGAAGCAGGGCGGGCAGGGCGAGAACUCCGUUAAGAACUGGUUCGCUGUUGCGGGGAACUACUACAUGACGAACAACGAGACGAACAAGGACAGAUACGUCGGAACCAGGGCGCGUCUAGCGGGAGUAGCGUACGACCGCUUCUCCAUGGGCAAGGGGCCGCUCUCGCCGUCCGACAUCGCCACCAUCGCGCGCUGGCAGAUCGGGCCGGACAAGGCGCUCAGGUUCGACGCCAAGGGCGUGUACUUCGUGCUCACGAGCAACAUCGUCGAGGUCGACGGCUUCUGCACCAACUACUGCGGCUGGCACACCAAGGCGCCGCACUACCUCGGCUCCUUCAACCUUGGUUUCGUUGGGGACCAUGGCAGCUGCCCCGACCCCUGCAUGCCCGAACCUGCCUCGCCUAACUGCAACACGGCGAUGGACGCUACAGUGUCGACGCUCGCUAACGAGCUGGUGGACACGAUCACUAACCCGGACACGGAAACCGGGUGGAUGAUGGGGGAUGGUUCUGAGGCGUCGGACAACUGCGUGGGGAAUUACGGGAAUGACACGGUGGAGGUCAACUACGCGCGCAACAAGGACGGCUUCCAGUUCCGUUAUAAUCUCGUCGGCAACAACGGCAUGAAGUUCCUUAUAUCGAAGACGUGGGACCGCUAUGAGAACCAGUGCAUGCUGCAGAACGACCUGCCCGAGGAGAACACCCCGUGCCCCAAUCUACCUGCCUGGAUCCGCCCUCGCGUCUGCAGCAUCUUCAACCGGUGCUGUGGCUAGACCGGAUUGCGGGCAGGCACCGCUGCGGCUGCGAUGCUGUGCACCGCCAUAGCUGCUGCUGCUUCUUCCACACAAUAACUUCAAAUGUUUGAGCACACCUGAGCACGCCUGGGCAUACCUGAGCCACCUGCCUCUCGCGCUCUUCAACGUGGGUGCUGAUUCCCUUCAUUUAUCCCCUUAUCUGCCUGCCUUCGGUUGGCUUCUUCUCUUCCUUUCCCCUUUUCCUGUGGUCCCGUUUGCCGGUUCUAGAUACACUGUUGUUACUGUAUUGAUAUGGCUUCUUGUAUUGUGCAUCUGGAUUGCCAAACGAGGUAACGGUAUGACUACCAGACAAUUGGCUCAUGAGUGUUUGAUUAUUUAAAGUGAUACCGAGACUGUACAUUGGUUUAUGCCAUGAUGGUUACAACUCUACAUAAACUGUAAGGAAUUUC